This is a messenger RNA of Hydractinia symbiolongicarpus, 1732 nucleotides long. Its product is annotated as sterol carrier protein 2-like. Gene Ontology annotation, molecular function: acyltransferase activity, transferring groups other than amino-acyl groups. NCBI's taxonomy places the organism in Eukaryota, Metazoa, Cnidaria, Hydrozoa, Anthoathecata, Hydractiniidae. The record is from RefSeq and is a predicted model, not a curated record. The transcript has 19 exons. Bases 6 to 1616 code for a protein of 536 amino acids.
GUUUGAUGGCGGGACGUCGCACUUUCGUUUGUGGAAUUGGAAUGACCAAGUUUGAAAAACCAGGAAAAAGAGAUGAUUUUGAUUAUCCUGAAAUGGUAAAGGAAUGUGUGGGUCAAGCUCUAAAAGAUUGUGGACUUUCAUACACAGCUGUGCAACAGGCAGCAGUGGGGUACUGUUAUGGAGAAUCGACUUGCGGACAGCGAGCCUUGUACGAAUUCGGAUUGACUGGCAUUCCUGUAUAUAACGUAAAUAAUAACUGUGCCACUGGGUCCACUGCUUUGUUGAUGGCAAAGCAGUUCAUUGAGGGAGGUCAUUCAGACUGCGUACUGGCUGUUGGAUUCGAAAAAAUGGAACAAGGUUCGCUGGGACUCAAAUGGUCAGAUCGAACGAUGCCGAUCGAUAAACAUGUUGAUGUGAUUGAUGCUACAUAUGGAAUUGAAGCUUCUCCAAUGACGCUACAAAUAUUUGGUAAUGCUGGAAGAGAACAUAUGGAAAAGUAUGGCACCAAACGUGAGCACUUUGCCAAAAUUGCACAAAAAAAUCACCAUCAUUCUGUUAACAAUCCAUUGUCACAAUUUCGUGAUGAUUAUACACUGGAUCAAAUCUUAAACUCCAGGGAAGUUCAUUCACCUCUAACAAAGUUGCAGUGUUGUCCGACAUCAGAUGGAGGAGCGGCGGCCAUCUUAUGUAGCGAACAAUUUGUCAUUGCGAAUGGCUUACAAAACAAAGCUGUAGAAAUAGUUGCCAUGGAAAUGGCCACAGACAUGCCUGGUGUGUUCAGUGAAAAGAGUUUGAUCAAAAUUGCUGGACAAGAUAUGACAAAGAAGGCUGCUGAAAAAGCUUUUAAGAAAGCUGGUCUUACACCUAACGAUGUUCAAGUUGUGGAGUUACACGACUGUUUUUCUACAAACGAACUCAUCAGCUAUGAAGGGUUAGGCCUAUGCGAAAAAGGAAAGGCUGGAGAGAUGGUUGAUCGAGGUGAUAACACCUAUGGUGGAAAAUAUGUUAUAAAUCCCAGUGGUGGACUCAUAUCUAAAGGUCAUCCAUUAGGAGCUACAGGAUUAGCUCAAUGUUAUGAGCUUUGUCGUCAGUUACGUGGUGAAUGUGGCCCUAGACAAGUGCCGAACGCUCAAGUUGGUCUGCAGCAUAAUCUUGGACUUGGUGGCGCAUGCGUAGUAGGCUUGUAUAGGAAAAUGAUUCCGCUGACCGUUACCAAAAUUAGCGAUACGUCAUCUACAGUUUUGACGACGUCAUUGGAAUCAACAUUCAAAUCGGAUAUAUUAUUCACACAGCUAGAAGAGCAGUUACAGAAGGAUAAAGAAAACCUGAUGAAGAAAGUGAAUGCUGUGUUUAGUUUUGAACUUACCCGCGACGGAAAAAAUGGGGUGUGGUUUGUGGAUGCGAAGAGAGAGGGAAAGUUAUUCAGAGGGGCGCAAGAAAACUUGAAAGCAGAUUGUACGAUCAAGAUGAAAGACGUUGAUUGCUUCGACAUGAUGAGUGGAAAGCUCAACCCACAAACGGCGUUUUUGCAAGGCAAAAUCAAAAUCUCUGGAAACAUGGGCCUAGCUAUGAAAAUCCAACAACUGCAGAAAACUCUCUUAAAAUCAAAAUUGUAAACUAACAACGACACUAGUUUUGAAUCUGAUUUUUAUCAUCAUCAAAGGUGGCGAGUAAACUCUCCGUCGCGAAUAUGUAAUUUAUAAUGUCGAAAUAUAAAUACUGUUAUUUUUUA